This is a messenger RNA of Anolis sagrei ordinatus, 1204 nucleotides long. NCBI's taxonomy places the organism in Eukaryota, Metazoa, Chordata, Lepidosauria, Squamata, Anolidae. The record is from RefSeq and is a predicted model, not a curated record.
CUUCCGGUUAGGACUUUAGAACCUGGUUUUGGUUGACUUUUGAGCGGCGGGGAGAGCUCCUAAUCCGCUUCUGGUGCGGUUCUUCCCUCCAUGUUGAGAGCGGUGGUCUUUCCCGUUGCCAGGGAGACAUUUUCGAGGUUCAGACCUCAAAUCUCCAUCCGCAGAGCCGGCCUCAUGGCCCCCAAGCCCCUCGUGGCGGUCUGCCAGGUGACCUCCACUCCGGACAAGGAGCGCAACUGGGCCUCGUGCGCCCACCUCGUGCGGGAGGCGUCCGGUCGCGGGGCCUGUGCCGCCUUCCUCCCCGAAGCCUUCGAUUUCGUCGGGAAAAGCCUCGAGGAGACGCUGAGUUUGGCCGAGCCCCUGGGAGGGGAGUACGUGCAGCGUUACGCCAGCCUGGCCAGAGGUUACGUUGGCAGCGAAGCAAGUGGAGUGUGUGUGUGGACGGAGUGGGUCGACCCAGAGGACCCCACGGUCAUUGCGGAGACGGAGUUGUUGGGAGCGGCCGCCUCCAUCGAAGCCGCUGCCAAGAAACUGGAGCAACUCAAACCCAGAGCCAAGCCCAAGUCCAAAACACCUGGAGGGAGGGGCGCGAUGAGGUCCUACAAUUCCCUAAUUCUGUCCUUAUUCCCGCAGCCCCUCCUUCGGGCCAGGGCCAUUGAGACACAAUGUUACGUCAUCGCGGCGGCCCAGACGGGGGCUCACCACGACCGCCGCGCCUCCUACGGCCACAGCAUGGUGGUCGACCCCUGGGGCAGCGUGGUGGCCCAAUGCCACGAUGGGCCGGGCCUUUGCUACGCGGAGAUCGACCUCGAAUACCUGAACCGCGUCCGGAAGGAGAUGCCGGUCUUCCGACACCGGCGGAGUGACCUCUACGGCCGGGUGGCUCUUCGGCGCGGUUCUCCGUCCCCGUGAUUAUGACCUUUGGAUGCCGUUGGAACCGUCAGGGAUGAUGGGACUUGGAAUCCAUAUGGAAGAUGCUGACUGUGUAUAUCUUUCCCAGUUUCCUUCAUGAAAACUGCUUUCAGUGUGGGAGGAAUCCCGUUUGGCGCCACUUGCUCCGCCGCGGCUCAAUGCCGCCAAGUCCAAGGAUGAUGGGAGUUGGAGUUCGGCAUCGCUAAAUCAAACUGAAACUUAUAUCUGAAGUUUUUCUGGCUCACAAAUGAUUAAAACUGAUUUCUGUCUGCACACAAUAGAACCAGAAGAA